GAUAGACGAUUGUAGGUAUAAAGGUCAGCGCCUUCAUCCCCCUUCCCCAACUACUGCCACAAACUCACUCUUCCAUCAUGCCCAGUGUCAGCGAUUCUAAGUGCAUCCUCGUCAUUGGAUCCACUGCAGGAAUAGGUCGUGCCCUUGCCCUUGCGAUCUUGGAUCUCCCCUCUAAGCCCACCGUCAUCGUCUGCGGUCGCCGCAAGGAAAGGCUCGACGAACUGGUUGCUUCCCAUAAUGCCACCGGACGCCUCAAGAGUGUUACUCUCGACGUUCUUGCAGAGCGCAACGCUCUCAAGUCUUCCAUCGAGGAGAUCGUCAACACUUACCCAGAUCUUGACGCUGUCUUGUUCUCGAACGGCAUUCAACGUGCUUUCGACUUCACAAAGCCAGAAACCGUUGAUCUCGACUCUCUCGAGUGUGAACUCGCCACCAAUUAUACUUCAAUUGUCAGGAUGAUCACUUUCGUCCUCCCUCACCUGAUCAAGCUUGGGGAGCAAGGCCGUCCGACAUUCCUGUACGCAGUUUCCUCAGGAUUGUCUAUUGUUCCCGCUGCUGGGGUUGCUGGUUACUGCGCGACGAAAGCUGCCAUCCACAGCUUGAGUAUCUCACUCGCUGUUCAGCUCAAGGAGAAGAAUGUUCACGUGGUCGAGAUUCUUCCUCCACUCGUCGAGUCGGAGUUGCAUGACUUCCAAGGCACAACGCAACGGCUGUCCAAUUUCUGGCUUUCGCUCGAAGAAUAUACGAAAGUGACGAUGGAGGGCCUUGUUCGAGGCGACCCGUGUGUUCCAGCUGGGGGGGUUAUCGAAGAGUACAAAAAGUUCGAGGAAGGAAAGUUGGAGGCUGCAACGCAGAUGUAUGGGCAAUUCAAGACAAUGACCCAGGCGUAGAGAACAAAUUGGCACAGGUUUUUCUUCGGUAGUUGAACUCGGAAGUAAUGUAUGAUAUCGACCGUUGAUUUUCUCCUUGAAUAUUGGAUCAAAUU
Messenger RNA from Suillus paluster, 985 nucleotides. RefSeq lists its product as uncharacterized. Lineage: Eukaryota; Fungi; Basidiomycota; Agaricomycetes; Boletales; Suillaceae. The coding region runs from base 78 to 890 and encodes 270 amino acids. The transcript is spliced from 6 exons. The record is from RefSeq and is a predicted model, not a curated record. Gene Ontology annotation, molecular function: oxidoreductase activity.